Tuber aestivum (summer truffle) is the source of this 1906-nucleotide messenger RNA. The record is from the annotation of a GenBank genome assembly. Lineage: Eukaryota; Fungi; Ascomycota; Pezizomycetes; Pezizales; Tuberaceae.
AUGGCCGCCAGCCAGAAUGUCGAUAAUUCAGCGGACAAUGCGCUGGCGAAGAUGGGGUACAAGGUAGAACUACAGCUGAAUCUCAGCAUGAUACCGAUCCUCGGACUGUAUGCCACCAAGGACAUCCCACAUCUAACACACCCAAUAUUCGGAUAUUCGGAUGAGAUCUUGAGGGAACUAUUUUGCUGACAGCUUCCACCAUAGGUCUUUCACGGUCAUGAAUUUUUUUAUCGCCGAUAGCUCAAGCGAAGAAUUGCAUACUAAUCUUGAAUCUUGAGGAUUUUGCAGUUAUUCUAUUUGUAUGUAUAUGCUAGCUGCAAUCAUACCAGAUCCACCAAUGUCGAUUACUUUGGGGGACCAUGUACGACAAUGUACAAUAUCCUCACAGAUUGCCAAUCUGUACGGUGAUCAUUAUUUGGGGAUGGGUGUUGGUUUCUCUGAUCUCACUUGGAAUUGAUUCUUCGCUCGCUGAGAUAUGAUCUGCGUUUCCCACCGCUGGUAGGGUUUAUUACCGGUCUACUAUGCCCCCACUGAGGGAAUAUGCACCAACAGCUUCAUGGAUUACCGGCUGGCUAACGCAGAUUGGAAACUAAAAAGUCCCAACAAGAAUAGAUUUCUCCAGCGUGCAGUUGAUUUUGAGCGCAAUUACAUUGCGGAUGACUAGGCACCUAAAGAAUGGCAAACUAUCUCGAUGUUUUGGUGCAAACCUGAUCCUGGUAGCGGUGCAUUUUAGGAUAUCGUCUUAAAAACCCCUUAUAGGCGUAAUGUUGGUACGUGCUCCUAUCAAUAUAUCAGGCGCAAAGCACCUAGACCCAUCAAUAAGAUAAGUAUCUACUGGGCUGCGGCAAGUGCAGUAAUAAUCCCCGCCACCUGCUUUUGAUAGUGGAUACCAUUGGGGGCGGAGGAUUUGUUCUUUUUCACACUUUGACGCAUCUCCUAGUGGAUGGCUUGAUAGAUGGGCCUUAUUUGUGGGGCUGUUUCAGGCCGCCUAUACACUUACGGGGUACAGGAUGGUUCCCUCAACCCGUAAGGAGGUCCAGCAGCCUCAGCGUAAAGUUCCCAGAGCUAUAGUACUUCCAGUCGCAGCGGCGGGUAUGACAGGUGUGGUCUUAUUUGGACACAAUAUUGAUUGUUCUGCUGGACGCGAAGCCAGUAUCCGAAUCUGUAUUAUAAGUAGACAGCAAACUAGAGCACGACUCCGUGCCAUUACCGUAAGUGCUAGUGGAGGGUUUGGGCUCUUUUUUUUUUUUUUUUUUUGAGCAUGAACUUCCUUGGAAAAUGUGGUUACAUGGAUAUAUUGACCUCGAACUCUAUGACGUCCUGUGUUAAUCUGGAGCGCAGCUCUUUGAAAUCCAGAGCUAUCCCCGGGAGUUAUUUCAUAAUUUAAGACCUACUAUAGAGAAUGUGAUAUUCCCGUAGAUAGUGCCAUACCCGGUUCAAAACUGUAAGGUCCUCGAGGAAGUUCCGAGGACCCCGCGCUCCCCCCAAUGUUAGAAACUCCGAGAACCCCUGACAAUCAUUAACGGCAGGUAGUCGAAAGCAGAGACCAGGUGUGGCCUCCCAUUGUGGGGGUUGUUCCUUUCAACCAUGGUUUGCUGUUUAUUAGGUUUGAUAUACUCUGCAGGUAUAAUAACCUUUUGCGAAAGAGUAACAUUGACCAGUUGUAGCACGGCAGACUGUAACUCAUUCACUGGGGGAGGCCACCACUGGCAGCUUCCCAAGCACCUCCUAUGGCCUACCCUUCCUAAUCUCGCUCCUUCGGAGCCGGAAGUUGCACGCAGAGACACCCUACUCACUCGGCAAGUUUGGCAUAGAAAUUGACAUCCUGACAAUAUGUUGGAUUUGUCCCGCCAUCGUAUUAUUCUGCAAGCCAGUGUCUAUACCCAUUGGGACACCAGCAAUGAGU